This is a messenger RNA of Anopheles funestus (African malaria mosquito), 2764 nucleotides long. RefSeq names its product ionotropic receptor 40a (gene Ir40a). The transcript has 4 exons. Gene Ontology annotation, cellular component: membrane. The coding region runs from base 306 to 2744 and encodes 812 amino acids. NCBI's taxonomy places the organism in Eukaryota, Metazoa, Arthropoda, Insecta, Diptera, Culicidae. Gene Ontology annotation, molecular function: ligand-gated monoatomic ion channel activity. The record is from RefSeq and is a predicted model, not a curated record.
UGAGGCAUGGGAAAAGACAUUUUUCCCGAUUCCAAACACAAAGAAUGUCUUUCUGGUUCACUUGUUACUAGCAAAAUGCAAGAGAGCCAAACACGGCAGGUUCGGUUUCAUAAGCUUUGUCAUAAUUGCAAACCUCACGCGCUAGAUUGAUUGAUGGACACGCGGACAUUGUGAGGCAUUUUCUUGACGCGCCAUGCGGUGAAUAAAUAAUGCUUCUUAAACGAAACUCUACCUAAUAAUGGCUGAACAUGACCUGUAUAAAAGAUAACGUUUCCAGCUAACGUCUCCGCACUGUGAUUUUCAACAUGAUCGUGGAAAGGAAGAAAAAGUACACUCUUUUCGCACUAUUAGUAUUACGAGCAUCGUUUGUGUUUGGCGGUAAGUUCUGCUCUUCACAAAAUAUAUUUUACCAUAAUUCUCACUUUCGGGCACUUGCAGCUCGUAAAAAUCUCAUUGCUCUAAAUGAACGAUCCAAUCAGUCCGGCAUGAUAAGAGGUAUCUCGGAAAUGGUGAACCUGCUAGCACCCAAAUCGUUAGUGAUUUUGGUACAAAACGAAACCAAAAUCGAUCGUCUUGACAAGCUCACCGUAAUGAUCCAUCACCAUAACAUACCCACCUGUGUCUACUACGAUCUGGAACAGUACUUCAGCUUGAUUGAGGAAAAUCUGGAGAAAUCGCUGGAAAUUACAUCACUCAUAUUCUGUCACCCGGAAGACAUGUUGCAGGACAUCACCGACAGACGCUUGGCGCACCGGCUCAGUUUGUUCAUAUUUUACUGGGGUGCUUCGCAGCUGCCGGCCACCUUGAACCAUAAUCUGCUAAAGGAACCAUUUCGUGUGGCUAUAAUUACCAAUCCCAGGCGCAAUAUCUUUCGAAUAUUUUACAACCAAGCCAAGCCAAACAAUCGUGGCGACAUGGUAAGCGUGAACUGGUUCGAUGGUAAUGACAUGACGUUCAAACGGGUGCCACUACUUCCCUCGCCGACGGAGGUCUACAAGAACUUUGAUGGGCGCAUUUUUAGCAUUCCGGUCAUACACAAACCUCCAUGGCAUUUUAUUAUUUAUGGCAACGUGAGCACCAACGCAGCUGAUAUGACCAACGGUACCAACAGUGAUGACGCGGUGGGUUUCGAAAUGGAGCUGGAAAAGAAUGUUACGGUAGAAAGCGACGAUACCUACUUUACGGUGAAAGGUGGACGCGAUCACAACUUGAUGCAGUUGAUAGCGGAGCGGAUGAAUUUCAGCUUUCAGUACGUGGAACCACCCGAAAAGAUUCAGGGCAUAGCUCUCGGGUCGGAGAACAAUGCUAGCUUUUCGGGCGCUCUAGGUAUGCUCCAGCGCAGGGAGGUGGAACUGUAUCUUGGAGAUGUAGCUGUAACGUGGGAAAGGAUGAAAGCGGUCGAGUUUUCUUUCUUCACGUUGGCCGAUUCGGCUGCCUUUGUAACACACGCACCGCGGAAGCUGAACGAAGCUUUAGCCCUAGUGCGUCCAUUUCAGAUUACGGUUUGGCCACCGGUGAUCAUAACUAUUUUGAUUUCUGGUCCUAUAUUAUACAUCAUUAUUUCCACGCCCUAUCGGUGGAGAUAUGGUUAUAAUCGUGGUAAUUUGAGACAACGGAAUCGCCAUAAAAAAUUCAGACAGCGUAAGCCGGCCUUUUAUAACAUACGCUACAUUGAGGAAAUGAGCUACACACGUGUUACUGCUCGGCGGACUUACAGGACUAACGACAUGCAGGAAUAUCCUAGCUUAGACCGCUGCAUAUGGUAUACGAUCAACGUGUACUUGAGGCAAUCGGCUAACAUUCCAUUCGAUGGUCAUCUUGCGAGGUUCUUUUCCAUCUUACUUUGGCUGUGCGCUACAUACGUUCUCGGUGAUGUCUAUUCCGCACAGCUAACAUCACAGCUAGCACGCCCGGCACGGGAAAGUCCUAUCAAUACGCUUGGGCGGCUAGAAAAUCGCAUGACACGUGAUGGGUAUGAGUUAUUGGUAGAACGCCAGAGUGCAUUCCAUGCUGCGCUAGUAAACUCUACCGGUGUAUUACAACGGCUUUACCGGCUGACAAGGCAGCGAUCGGUAAACGAUUCCUUUCUGGUCAAAUCCGUCGAGGAAGGCAUUCGUGUGCUGCAGAGUGACCCGAAAUACGCAGUCUUUGGAGGUCGUGAAACGUUAUAUUUCAACACCAAACGGUACGGUGCCAAUCGGUUUCAGCUAAGCGAGAAGCUGUACACGCGCUAUUCUGCCGUGGCCGUGCAGAUUGGGUGUCCAUUUUUGGACAGCUUGAACGACGUGUAUGUGUGUUCCGGAAGUAUAAAAUCGAUGCAUUAUGAGAUGGUGUACUAUUCAACAAUCUUCCUUCAUUUAAUUUCCAGCAUCAUGCGUCUGUUCGAGGCAGGUAUAGUGGAGAAAAUAACCAUAGCAGAGUACGAGCAGAUGUUCGGACGCCACAAGGGAAGCAUAUCGCACUCGGAAGAAACGGUGCGCUCUACCAAGUCUACCAAUUCCGAGUGUGACACAGAUGGUACCGGAAGCAAACGAAAGACGGACUCGAACGAUAAAUUGCAGCCAAUGAAUUUAAGAAUGUUGCAAGGCGCAUUUCUGGUGCUAGCGUGCGGUCACAUCCUGGGAGGAAUUUGUCUGUUCGUUGAAAGGCACAUUAAAAUGAUCAACAGUUGUGGAGAAACAAUCGGUCUUAUCGGGAGUAAACUUAAGUGUGUGAUUGAUCAACUCUGCCCACAAUGGAGGUGAUUCGUCUAUAAUUUAUAAUA